Molecule: messenger RNA, 2565 nt
Organism: Penicillium angulare
Lineage: Eukaryota; Fungi; Ascomycota; Eurotiomycetes; Eurotiales; Aspergillaceae
Product: calpain-like protease PalBory
Exons: 4
Coding region: 1-2565 (854 amino acids)
Biological process (GO): proteolysis
Molecular function (GO): calcium-dependent cysteine-type endopeptidase activity
Source: RefSeq, a predicted model, not a curated record
AUGCCCGGACCGAACGGACCCACGCUACAGUCGCAUGUUUCCAAAGCGCGGAAAGCCGAAGCUGUCAUCGCUACCGCGACCUCUCAGAAGGCGGCACUUGCCGCCGCCAUUGAUGCCGCGGAGCAUUAUAUGAGGGCUUUGCGAAUAGCAUUACCAGAUGAUAAGAAUGUACUCGAUACAAAAUGCAAGGAACUCCUGACACGAGCUGAGAAGAUUAAAACCGCGGAGGAUUGGCGAUUGGCUGCCUCCCCCAAAACAAUCCCUGGUCGGCGUUACCCCACGUCUAAGCGGCGUCUUACAACCCGCGAGGAGAUCAUCAUUCUUGAGGGUGCAAAGCUUAAUGGGUUUAUUUUUGCGCCAUGGGAGCGUUCGCCAUCAUCGUUGGAAUUCACGGCUCAUGAAGGGAAGCUUUUUACAGACUCGCCUGAUUUGUCUCUCUCAGAGUGCCAGUAUGAUAUUUUUGCGGGAUGGAAGAGGCCGCAAGAUCUGCUGCGAGCAAGAAACGCAGUGGAGAAUACCUCUUAUGAGAUUGAACCCGUCAUGGCAGUCGCAAAGCCGACCGAUUUAGUACAAGAUGUUCUUACCGAUUGCUCCGUGGUCGCGAGUCUUUGCGCAACAACUUCGCGAUCAGAGCGAGGGUUGGGAACGCAUGCUUCUCCCAUAAUGUAUCCCUGUGAGAGUGACUCGGAAAAGCCCAAGGUCUCACCUUCAGGGAAAUACAUCUUUUUCUUCUAUUUCAAUGGAAGCUUCAGAAAAGUCAUAGUCGACGAUCGACUCCCAUCAACAAAUACUAAGAGAUCAUUGCAUGUUAUUGAUCGAAAUAACCCCAACUUUCUCUGGCCCGCCUUGGUGGAAAAAGCCUAUCUGAAAAUUCGCGGGGGCUACGACUUUCCCGGGAGUAACUCGGGGACUGAUCUUUGGGUGCUCACAGGAUGGGUCCCUGAGCAAGUUUUCCUGCACCACGAUGAGGCUACCUCUGAUGAGAUAUGGGGCCGACUAUACCCAUCUUUUUCCAAGGGUGAUGUGGUGUUGACCAUCGGAACAGGAAAGUUGACAGAGUUAGAACAGGAGGGGCUGGCUUUGGUGAGCGAACAUGACUAUGCAAUCCUAGGAAUGAGGGAGCUACAUGGUCGUCGCCAGUUCUUAUUAAAAAAUCCCUGGGCUGGAGCCGAGCCAGCGAUGCAGAGCACAGAGAUCGACUCAUCCGAUACCUCAAGUCCACAUCUUUCGCUGUCACCAGGAACAUUCUGGAUGGAUUGUGAGCGUGUCUUGCAGAACUUUGAAAAUCUAUAUCUGAAUUGGAACCCGGCAUUGUUUAAUUACCGCGAAGACAUUCAUUUCACCUGGGACCUUUCACAGAGUCGUGUGAUUGCCGGAUGUUUUGUCAAGAACCCGCAAUUUUCAGUAUACAGCGAGACUGGAGGCAAAGUUUGGCUUCUUUUAGGGAAGCACUUCAAGACCAACCAGUAUUCCAAAUCGGGGGAGGACCCAAGCCAAGAAGAUGAUGGGCAGGGGUUUAUCAGUAUUUACAUCUUUCAAGCGGAUGGUAAGCGAGUUUCUCUCAGUGACGGCGCGCUUCACAGAGGGCCGUAUGUGGAUUCACCAAACACUCUUAUGAGACUUGAGAUGCUCCCGAAAACAACUUAUACGGCGGUGGUGUCGGAACAGUCCUUGCCAUCAACGAGUCAAAACUUCACUCUAUCUGCGCUAUCAGAAUCUCCAAUAUCACUCGCCCCCGCCAGAGACAGAUAUCUAUGCCUCAAUAAUAAAGCAAGUGGCUCUUGGACGGCUUUGACUGCUGGCGGCAACGCAGAGUCAGCUCGAUAUUCAUCCAACCCGCAGUUCAGUCUCCACGUCUCAGAGAGAACCGACGUCUCAAUUCUUCUCGAAUCAAACAACCCAGAACUUGCCACGCACGUCAAGCUCUUUUGGUCUCAUGGUCAGCGGAUCUUGAGAGUGCGUAGUCGAGAUAUGAUCGCUGAUAGUGGUGACUAUCGUCGAGGAUGUGCCCUCGCGGAAACCAGAUCCCUAGAGAAGGGAGUAUAUACUAUUGUGUGCUCAACAUUUGCCCCUGACCAGCUCGGUCGCUUUAAUCUCUGGAUCUCGUCAGAAAUCCCCUGUACUGUACAGACACUGGCAUCUGAAUCUGCCGGCCGCCGAGUGACUCUAUCUGAAAUCGGAAUCCUUCUUCCAGGCAAAGACCGAAUGCUCGCUUCCUUGCAAGUACCUCGUUUGACUCGGAUCAAGCUUAUUGCAAGAAACAAACGGUCUAUUAUCGGCUCUCGGCCUGUCGCGCCCUCACCUGUAUUAAUGACAGUGGAACGUGGACAAGGGCCAUACAAAGAAGUCCUUGCAGCCUCUGAAGAGGGAACUCACUGUGAUGCUGCUUCAGGCGUUCGAAUUGAUGAUUUCGAUUUGCCGCCGAAUCUUGAUUCGCAUCACCGGGUGUGGAUAGUUAUUGAAAGAAUUGGGGGCCCAGGAGGUCAGGUUGAAGAUCAUUUUGAAAUCGAGGCACUCACAGAGGAGUCAGUUGAGAUUGGCGAGUGGAUCGUGCAAGAUGCCUGA